Molecule: messenger RNA, 3467 nt
Organism: Hemibagrus wyckioides
Lineage: Eukaryota; Metazoa; Chordata; Actinopteri; Siluriformes; Bagridae
Gene: med24
Product: mediator complex subunit 24
Exons: 26
Coding region: 162-3134 (990 amino acids)
Cellular component (GO): mediator complex
Molecular function (GO): transcription coregulator activity
Source: RefSeq, a predicted model, not a curated record
GUUUACAGAGCUUUAUCAGAGUGCUAGCCAAUCGUAUCACACAAGGCGGACUUUGGCAGAAUAGGUGUGAGGAAAACCAUAACUGCCUGUCUGAAUGAAAUUAAAAAGCUUGCGAUAAAACGUAUUCUUAUUUCGGAGUAAAACAAGAUCAGGUUUUCUUUAUGCGCCAACUGAAGAUGGUGAACCUGAAGCAAGCCAUCCUGCAGGCGUGGAAGGAGCGCUGGAGCGACUAUCAGUGGGCAGUCAACAUCAAGAAGAACUGCCCCAAAGGCGCCACGUGGGAUUAUCCCAAUCUCGCAGAAGCUUUGUUGGAGCAGGCGAUGAUCGGACCGUCUCCGAACCCACUGAUUCUCUCCUAUUUGAAGUACGCCAUCAGUUCCCAGAUGGUGUCGUACUCCAGCGUCCUCACCGCUGUCAGCAAGUUCGACGAUUUCUCUCGAGAACUCUGCAUCAAGUCGCUCCUGGAGAUCAUGGACAUGUUUUUGCACCGUCUCUGCUGCCACGGUAAAGCCGAGGAGUGUAUUGCCCUGUGCCGGGCGCUCCUGGGGGCAGUCGUCUGGCUCCUUCAGGGCUGCGCCUGGUACUGUGAGAAACUUAAAGAGCCUAGCGCCGUCCCAGCGAGCGACGCCAGCCUCCGGGCUUGCCAGGAGCGCCUAGAGAUCCUUCUGCAGCAGGCCAAGAAUCGAGCCCUGAUGCACAUCGCCCGAUUAGAGGAACAGGCUUCCUGGGGCAACAUGGAGCAAGCGGUGAUAAAACUCACUGAGAAUUUGGGCAACGUGUCCAAUCAGACGCUGAAGAGCAAGCUGGAGGAGUGUGUGAUGCUGGUGAAGAGUAUCCCUCAGAUGCUGAGCGUCCAGUGUGAGCCACCUGCCCAGACCGCCUUCCCGUCAGUCCACGCUUUCAUCAUGCUGGAAGGGACCAUGAACCUCACGGGGGAGAUGCAGCCGCUGGUGGAGCAGCUCAUGAUGAUCAAGAGGAUACAGCGCAUCCCAGCACCGCUGUUUGUCCUCGAGAUCUGGAAAGCGUGCUUCACCGGGCUCAUCGAGUCUCCAGAAGGCACAGAGGAGCUGAAAUGGACUGCGUUCACAUUUCUCAAGAUUCCUCAGGUUCUGCUGAGGUUAAAGAAGUACCCUCAGGGGGAGAAGGACUUCACGGAGGAAGUGAACGUGGCGUUCGAGUAUCUGCUGAAGCUCACACCGCUGCUGGACAAAGCUGACCAGAGAUGCAACUGUGACUGCCUGAGUCUGCUGCUCCAAGAGUGCCAUAAACUCGGCUUGCUGUCUGAAUCCAACAUGGCUACCCUCACCGCUAAACGGUCUGAAGACAGGGAAUACGCACCGAAGCUGAAGACGGCAGAGAACGCGAACAUCCAGCCGAACCCGGGCCUGAUACUACGUGCCGAGCCGACUGUCACCAACAUACUGAAGACCGUGGAUGCUGAUCAUUCCAAAUCCCCAGAGGGGUUGCUGGGAGUUUUGGGUCACAUGCUCUCAGGGAAGAGUUUGGAUUUGCUGCUAGCCGCAGCCGCCGCCACCGGGAAACUCAAAUCCUUUGCUCGCAAGUUCAUCAAGUUAAAUGAGUUUCCGAAGCACAUCAGUGGCGAAGGCUCUAAAUCCGCUUCAGUGCGAGCUUUGCUCUUCGACAUCUCAUUCCUCAUGCUGUGUCAUGUGGUCCAGACAUAUGGCUCUGAGGUCAUCCUGUCUGAGCCGAGUCAGUCGGGUGAGACGCCGUUUUUCGAGACCUGGCUGCAAAUGUGCAUGCCUGAGGAAGGAAAGAUCCUGAACCCAGACCACCCCUGCUUCAGACCCGAACCGGGCAAAGUGGAGAGUCUGGUGGCGUUACUCAACACGUCCUCAGAGAUGAAGCUGGUUCAGAUGAAGUGGCAUGAGAUCUGCCUGAGCACGCCGGCGGCCAUCUUGGAGGUCCUGAACGCGUGGGAGAACGGAGUGCUGUCUGUGGAGGCUGUACAGAAGAUCACUGAUAACAUUAAAGGGAAGGUAUGCAGUAUGGCCAUAUGUGCCGUGGCCUGGCUGGUGGCUCAUGUUCGCAUGCUAGGGUUGGACGAAAGGGAGAAGCCACAGACCAUGAUUCGUCAGCUUAUGACACCUCUGUAUGGAGAAAACACACUUCAGUUUUACAAUGAACGCGUGGUGAUCAUGAGCUCUAUCCUGGAGCACAUGUGUGCAGACGUGUUCCAGCAGACCGGUCAGUGCGUGCGCUCGGUAGUGGAGCCGCAGGAGCCUCUGCCGUACCGCACCCUCCUGCCCCUGCGCCAACCCAUCCGCCAGGCUCUGAGCUCCAACUUCCGCAUGGCGCUCAAUAAAGGCUGGGUAGACUCAUGCACUCUUCACCUGCUGGAGAACCUGCUGCACAUUGGAGGAGUCUUCUGGUUCACCAACAACCUUGUCAAGGAACUCCUGAAGGAGACCCGUAGGGAGUGGGCCUUCCGUGUCGUUGAGCUCCUCUACAGCAUCUUUUGCCUGGAUUUGCAGCAAAUCACGCUUACUCUGAUUGGUCACAUUGUGCCCAACCUGCUGACUGACCCCGCCCACUGGCACAGCUUAGCAGAUCCACCAGGCCGAGCCCUCGCCAAGUUAUCGGUGUGGUGUGCUCUCAGUUCCUUCUCGUCUCACCAAAAAGUCCACGCCUUGGCUCGGCAGCGCAAGAGACAGCGAGAGGAUAUUGAGGACUACAGCAGCCUGUUCCCAUUGGACGACACACAGCCAUCCAAGCUGAUGCGGCUGCUCAGCUCUAACGAGGAUGAACCAGCGGUGUUAAGCAGUCCAGGUGACCGCUCGAUGAGCAGCUCACUCUCCGCCUCUCAGCUUCACACAGUCAACAUGAGAGAGCCAAUCAACCGUGUGCUAGCAAAUCUGUUCUUGCUCGUCUCUUCCAUCCUGAGCUCGAAGACCGCUGGCCCUCACACACAGUUUGUACAGUGUUUCAUCGAGGAGUGUGUAGAGUGUUCGGAGCAGGGCAGCCGUGGUAGCAUCCUGCAGUUUAUGCCCUUCACUAUGGUUUCUGAGCUGGUGAAAUUGCAUGCCCUCGCCAAACCCAAAGUUGUACUGUCCAUCACAGACCUGACGCUCCCGCUGGGCCGAAGAGUAGCUGCCAAAGCCAUCGCUGCUUUGUAGUGUGUACACACACACACACACACACACACACACACCCACACACCAACCAAGCUACUGAGUGAUAGCACUUGCCUUGUAAUGGAACCUGAUUUCCAGUAAGUUUCUCUCUCAGCAGCUUGUGGCUUCACAGUUACGUUACAAUUUGUAUGUUGCUCCCCCACUUUAGAAAAAUGUUGAUGUCAUUUUGUUUUAGCUUCUUUGCUUGUUAAGCAUAAUCCAACGCUUACCGUACAACCUUAAACAGAGAGGAACGGAAAGACAGGCUCAUUUGUAUAUAGGCCUUUUUUAUACUCAAUAAACUUUAUAAACAUGAUGUACUUAUUCUUAAACUCA